Episyrphus balteatus (marmalade hoverfly) is the source of this 1248-nucleotide messenger RNA. RefSeq names its product putative inorganic phosphate cotransporter. Lineage: Eukaryota; Metazoa; Arthropoda; Insecta; Diptera; Syrphidae. Gene Ontology annotation, molecular function: transmembrane transporter activity. The record is from RefSeq and is a predicted model, not a curated record. The coding region runs from base 1 to 1248 and encodes 415 amino acids. Gene Ontology annotation, cellular component: plasma membrane. The transcript has 3 exons. Gene Ontology annotation, biological process: transmembrane transport; monoatomic anion transport.
AUGUCUAUGCAAGUCAGAAACAAAGGAUUGGGUAUCCGUCAUUUGCAGGCAUUAUUACUGCUCUCAGCAAUCUUCAUCCAGUUUAUAAUGAGAUUCAGUAUAAGCAUAUCUAUAGUUGCAAUGACAAAUUUUUGCAAGUCAAGUCCCGCCAAUUCUGUGGAAUUUAAAUGGACCAAUUCAGAAAUAAAUUACGUCCUUGGAGGAUUUUUCUGGGGUUUCACAUUGACCCAAUUUCCUGGAAGCUAUCUCACACGGCUAUAUGGAGUCAAAUUGAUACUAUUUGUAUCAGUUUUUGGAUCAUCACUGUUUGCUUUGAUAACUCCAUUUUGUAUACCCUUCGGAGGAUGGAAAUUAUUCUGUGGAAUACGUAUUUGUCAAGGUAUUUUCCAAGGACUUUUAUAUCCUUGUGUUUACAAUCAUCUCUCCAAUUGGUCUCCAGUUGAAGAAAGAAAUAUUCUAGGAGGAAUUGCUUUGUCCGGUCAAGAAUCUGGAGCUCUUGUUGCAAUGUUCGGAAGUGGACUUAUAGCUUCUUCCAGUAUUGGCUGGCCAGGAAUUUAUUAUAUAUCUGCUACUUUUGGAGUUAUUUUUUGCUUUUUGUGGAUGAUUUUUGCUUCUAACAGUCCAUUAGAGUCAAAUUGGAUAACGUACCAUGAACAAAAUUACAUUCUUUCGUCACUAGAUAAAAGUGAAGUUGGUGGAAAUAUGAAGAAAAUUCCAGUUCCAUGGAAAUCUAUAUUGACUUCAAUACCAUUUUGGGCAUUACUUGUUUCAGCUUGUUCGGAAUCAUUUGGAAUGACAAUUUUUGAAGCUCAAAUUCCUUCAUAUUUAAAUGGAGUUCUGAGUUUGGAUAUCAAUAAAAAUGGUCUCUAUUCAUCGUUAGGGUACUUGGCAAUGUGGUUAAUGGGAUUUGUGAACUUAUUUAUUUCAAUAUUUCUGCUGAAGAAAAAAGUCCUCACAUUGACAAGCGUUCGAAGGACUUUUAACACUAUUGCACUUUGGCUUCCUGCUGUGGGUUUUAUUGGAAUUGGAUUUCUUGAUAAAGAACAAAAAGUCGAAGCUGUAAUUUUAUUGAUUAUUAUGAUGGGACUUCAUUUGGGUACUACCAUCGGGAGUUCAUUAAAUAAUUUAGAUCUUGCACCUAAUCACGCUGGAGUACUAGUUGGGAUGAUUAAUACAAUAGCGAGUGGAAUAGCAAUUGUUUCGCCUUUGACAGUUGGAUUAAUAGUUGAUGAUAAAGUAAGUCCUUAA